Molecule: messenger RNA, 3645 nt
Organism: Pyrenophora tritici-repentis Pt-1C-BFP
Lineage: Eukaryota; Fungi; Ascomycota; Dothideomycetes; Pleosporales; Pleosporaceae
Product: pre-splicing factor ATP-dependent RNA helicase prp16
Biological process (GO): spliceosomal complex disassembly
Cellular component (GO): catalytic step 2 spliceosome; intracellular anatomical structure
Molecular function (GO): RNA helicase activity; RNA binding; ATP binding
Source: RefSeq, a predicted model, not a curated record
AUGGAUGACCUGGAAAACCUCGAGUUCCUCUCACUCGUGUCCAAAGUGACUUCCGAAAUACAAAAUCAUCUCGGGGUAUCCGACAAAACGCUCGCCGAAUUCGUCAUCGACCAGCAUGCGAAAUGCAAAGGUGUGACAGACUUCAAGGACCAGCUAGAAGCUAUGGGGGCCGAAUUUCCGCAGAGUCUUGUGGAAAGUAUCGACCGUCUGAUUCUGACACUACAUCCAAAAUACAAGAACAAGGGCGCAAAAGCCGCGGGCGCAAAUGGGCAAGAUGGUGGAGAUGCGACAGAUCGCAAGACGCGUGUCUUCAAGGGCCUCGCGAUUCCCGACAAAGAGGUCGACUACGAGGUAGCGGACGAAGCGCCUGCAAAUGAAGCGCCUGAUGUCGAUGCGCUGGACGAUACGUUUGCCAUGUUGGAAGGUCUCGCAGGCAAGGCGCCGGGGAAACCCAAGGCGAGGUCGCGGAAGAGGAGCAUGAGCCCAUAUGAUAGCGACGAUGAUAUUGCCAGAAGCAAGCGAUACAGGAGGAGGAAUGCCUCAGGCUCGCGCUCACGCUCUCGGUCAACGAGCCCACGCCGAGGGCGGGAGCAGAACGACGAGCUGGUUUUCGAGGACGAAUUUGGACGCACACGAACUGUUAAGCCAAGCAACAAGCAACGAACGCGCAAGAAGUACCGCGACGAAGAUCUCGACGAAUUCCGACGGCCGCCAACUCCCGAACUCGAUGACGAGCCGGUACUAUACAAAAUCUACAAUGGCAAGGUCACAGGCAUCAAGGACUUUGGCUGCUUCGUCAACAUCCAGGGCGUCAAGGGCAAAGUGGACGGGCUAGUACAUGUCACACAGAUGAUGGAGGGUCGCGUCAACCACCCGUCUGAUCUUGUAUCGAGAUGGCAGGAGGUCAAGGUCAAGGUCAUUAAGACGGAAAACGGCAGGAUAUCGCUGUCGAUGAAGGAGGUGGAUCAGCAAACAGGUCGCGACCUUGCGCCCGGCAAGCGGAUAGCGUCUUUCGGAACCGGCGCAAACUCAUCGGGACUGGGAGGCAUACCAGGGGUCGACAGUUCUGUGCCAGUUGUCGAAGAUGGCUACAAUGGUCGCAAGAACGGUAUGCGAAAGCGCAUGACUUCGCCAGAACGUUGGGAAAUUAAACAGCUCAUUGCUUCUGGUGUAAUACCGAAGUCGGACUACCCGAACAUCGACGAGGACUACAACGCGCACAUUAACGGCGAGGGCGGUUUCGAGGAAGAAGAGGACGUGGAUAUUGAAGUACGCGAAGAGGAACCUCCGUUCCUGGCUGGCCAGACCAAGCAAUCGCUCGAGCUCUCCCCGAUUCGAGUUGUCAAAGCACCUGACGGCUCGCUCAAUCGCGCUGCCAUGGCCGGAGAUACGCUCGCCAAAGAACGCCGUGAUCUAAAGCAGCAGGAAGCCCAAGAGAAGGCCGCAAAGGAGGCAGCGAAUGUUGACCUAAGCAGCCAGUGGAACGAUCCCAUGGCUCAACAACGCCAGUUUGCAAGCGAUCUUCGCAAUACUAGGACCAACGAGCCUGCUCAAGCAUUGCCUGAAUGGAAAAAGAUCUCCACGAAUAGCCGGGAAACCUCAUUUGGCAAGCGUACCAACAUGAGCAUCAAGGAACAACGAGAGUCGUUGCCUGUCUACAAAUUCAGGAACAAGCUUCUAGAGGCCAUCGCAAACAACCAGAUCCUCAUUGUCGUUGGUGAUACUGGAUCCGGAAAGACCACGCAAAUGACGCAGUAUCUUGCUGAGGCUGGAUAUGGCAACGAGCUUGUCAUCGGUUGCACUCAGCCGAGGCGUGUAGCUGCAAUGAGUGUUGCCAAACGUGUCGCCGAAGAGGUUGGUUGUGCCCUUGGGAGUGAGGUCGGUUACACUAUACGAUUCGAAGACAAGACCUCACCGGAAACCCGGAUCAAAUAUAUGACGGAUGGUAUCCUGCAGCGUGAGAUUCUCCUAGAUCCUAUGCUGUCAAAGUAUAGUUGUAUCAUGCUUGACGAAGCCCACGAACGUACCAUCGCCACAGAUGUCUUGUUCGGACUACUGAAGAAGACCCUCAAGCGACGCCCGGAUAUGAAGCUUAUCGUUACCAGUGCCACCCUCGAUGCCGACAAGUUCUCCGAAUACUUCUACAAAUGCCCCAUCUUCUCCAUCCCAGGUCGAACCUUUCCCGUAGAGGUCAUGUACAGUCGGGAACCAGAGUCCGAUUACCUCGACGCAGCGCUUGUGACGGUCAUGCAGAUCCAUCUGACGGAGCCAGCAGGUGAUAUCUUGCUCUUCUUGACGGGUAAAGAGGAGAUUGAUUCAUCCUGCGAGAUCAUAUCCGAGCGUAUGAAAGCUCUUGGGCCAAAUGUGCCGGAACUCAUGAUCCUACCCAUUUAUGGAGCUCUGCCGUCAGAGGUUGCAUCUCGUAUUUUCGAACCCGCGCCCAAUGGAGCCCGCAAAGUCGUCAUUGCUACAAAUAUCGCCGAAACCAGUUUGACUAUCGAUGGUAUAUACUACGUCGUAGAUCCGGGUUUUGUGAAGCAGAGUUCGUACGAUGGAAAGCUGGGCAUGGAUCGUCUGCAGAUUACGCCCAUCUCGCAGGCGCAGGCUCGUCAGAGAAGCGGAAGAGCAGGAAGAACAGGUCCAGGAAAGUGUUUUCGUCUGUAUACCGAAGCCGCGUUCCAGAAUGAGAUGUUACCGACGACUAUUCCGGAGAUCCAGCGCCAGAACUUGUCGAAUACGAUUCUGAUGCUCAAAGCCAUGGGCAUCAACGAUUUGUUACAUUUUGACUUCAUGGACCCACCGCCGACUAAUACUAUGUUGACAGCACUAGAAGAGCUGUAUCAACUAGGUGCAUUGGAUGAUGAAGGACUGCUUACGCGUCUGGGUCGACAGAUGGCCGACUUCCCUAUGGACCCUUCACUCUCGAAAUCUCUCAUCAAGUCGGUCGAACUCCAAUGCUCAGACGAGAUCCUCACAAUCGUUGCGAUGAUCAGCGCCACACAGAACGUCUUUCACCGACCGCGAGACAAGCAACAACAAGCCGACCAAAAGAAGCAGAAGUUCAACGAUCCCUCUGGUGAUCAUAUCACCCUGCUCAAUGUGUACAAUGGCUGGAAACAAGGCGGUUUCAGCACGCCCUGGUGUCACGAGAACUUCAUCAUGCCCAAAAACAUGCAGCGCGUUCGCGACGUGCGGAAUCAGUUGCUACAGAUCAUGGCGCGACACAAACACCAAGUCGUAUCCUGCGGUCGCAACACGAUCAAAGUCAGGCAGGCGCUCUGCUCAGGGUUCUUCCGCAACUCGGCUCGUAAAGAUCCUGCCGAGGGCUACAAGACGCUCGUCGAAGGCACGCCUGUCUACCUUCAUCCAUCGUCUUCUCUGUUUGGCAAGCCUGCGGAACACGUCAUUUACCACUCACUCGUUGAGACGACAAAGGAGUACAUGCACUUUUGCUCUGCCAUCGAACCCAAGUGGCUUGUCGAAGCAGCGCCGACGUUCUUCAAGGUGGCACCUACAGACCGAUUGUCCAAGAGAAAGAAGGCGGAGAGGAUACAGCCCCUGCAUAAUAAGUUUGCGGGUGAGGAUGAUUGGAGAUUGAGUGCUCAGAGAAGGGCUGGAAGGGGUGGAGGAGGUACAUGGGGCUAA